AUGGAGAUAACGGCUGAAAGGCUCAAAUCGGCAAGUGAUAAUCUGGAUGCCUGGUCAGGAAUAUGCCAUUUUGAAACUCGAGGUAAUUUGGACAGUAGUCUCAAAAAGAAUACUUCAUUUAUCAAAAGAGUCCGACUUUCAGUUGGUGAAGAGAAUAAAAAGGCGCUUCUUGAUGGAGUGCGAUCUUUAACAUUGACAAAGUAUAUCAAUGAACUUGUUCCAGCAUUGUUCGAUUCCUUGUUAAAGCUUAGCAGAUCUCAAGAUAUUUCAGCUGCAAUCGAAGUGAUUUCUGCACUUCAUCAGAGAUUUCCGGAGCAAUUCACGCCGGCACUUAUGGCCUGCUUUGCGGAGUAUGUGUGUCAAAAUAUCAAAAAGAAGACAAACGUGGCCGAAAUACGUCUAUGUUUCCAAUUUAUUAUGGAGCUAACAACUCUGGGGGUGUUUGGUAAAAUAAAGCUAAUAGAAGAUACCACAGCCGAAAUUCCAGCCGCUAUUCUUAAUCGGGAAAACUACUUGCUGGGAAGUUUGCUACUGCUCGUCCUUUGUAAAGGAUCAACCCGAAUACCGGAACAUGUACAAGUACUCCUCACGAUUAUUGAAAAUUACAAGGGAUACAUUACAAGUAAGGAAGAAGAUGUGGCUCGAAUCAUACCGCCGAAGGAUCAAACAAAUAUAUUGUCAUGCCUGGUGAAAUUUGACGAUUAUGCAUUUGACAGGAUAGUCGCUUUACGUGAUGAUCUUAAAUCUUUAAAUAAAAAGAAGGUAAGCACAGAAAUCAACACGGGUAAGGAGCAAACGAGGUUGAAGGACAGGAUUGAACAAACUUUGCAUGAAUUAGAAUUGUUUGAGAAAUAUGCAGAUUUGUGCACAGAAGUAUUCGAUGUAGAGCAGCCUGAAAAUGUUGUGAAAAAGGAAGAGGAGAAUAUUGAUAUGAGUGCAGAUGAAAACGAAAAGGAAGCAGAAAAAGAGACCAUUCAACUUCUGAAACCAUCUAACGAUUCAUUUUCCUCUGCAAAUAUAUGGACAGAUCCGUCAGAAAGAAAGUUUUAUCAGGAUAUUCCAGCAUUGAGUGUUUUGGUUCCAAAUCUGAAAAAGAAAGAUAAUACCGAACAGAGCUGCCAAGCGACCGAUGAGAGUAAUAGUGAUAAGACCAACGAAAAUUUGGACUCUAAGGGUAAGAUUCUCACAGAAAUUCUGGAGAAAUUGGAUGAAGCAAUAUGCGCAGAAGAUGUAGAUAAAGUUGCCACCGAAUUCUGGGCUCAAGAUCUUAAUACCAAAGCCUCCAUUAACAGGCUUAAAACAUACUUUCUUCACAAUGUGAAAGAGCGAUACAAAAUCCGCAAUUAUUGUCGUUUUCUAAAAAUUGGACAGGAUUAUUUUGCUGAAUUAAUUGGGGGAAUUUCUGAAGCUUUGCAAAAGCAAAUUAGGUAUUGUCUUUCGCAUGAUUGGACGAAUAUGAAAUCAUUAGUAUUGUUCUCGGAGCUUGUUAACUUUGGCCUUCUCCCUGUAUAUUUUGUUUUGUUUGUUGUCCAGAAGCUUGUUCUUUCUGUCAGAGUGAAAAACAACAUUGAGAUACUUUCCCAAAUUUUUGAGAUAUGUGGACGCACACUUCAAUAUGAUCCUGCAUAUAAGGACUAUGUUAAGCAGAUGGUCAUGACUCUUCAGGAUAUUCAAAAGGAUGGAAGUGUUCGUCUCGAAACAAAGAAAGAUAUACUUUCUCUCUGCAUGUCAUUAACUCCUCUUGAAUCCAAUCAGAUGUCAUCUCAAAACGAAAUAGAACUUGAUACUGUGGAUAAAAUUCAGUUAAUGCUCAGAAUGCUUAUUAAUGGAAUGGCUGAGCAACCCAAACGUGCUGAAAAAAUCGUCGCAUUGAUUCAUUGCAUUAAUUGGGGUGACCAGAAGACAUUUUACAGGAUGGCAGGAUUUUUUGCAAUGCCAGAGAAUUUUACCUAUAGUGGUAUAAAAGACCUAUCGAAAGUGUUGUUGAAAUUAGUUCAAAGCAAACCGAUUUAUCUUCACCUAAAGGUUGUACUAAUAGAUGCUUUAAUAUAUAAGAUUGAUGUCGGGUUCGAAAACAACAGUUUUGAGGAUAACCGGAAGCGGUUGGCACAGAUACGAUAUCUUGCAUGUUUAAGAAACCGCAAACUUAUUCCAAUCGGCUAUCUAUCAAAAUUGCAAUUUAAGAUUUUGAUGUUUGGACAUGAAUCCAGUUUUCCCGAUAUAAAUGAAAAGUGCAUCUUAGAUCCCCCAGAAAGUUAUUUUAGGGUUCGGAUGCUUGCUGAAUUAUUGCUUACUCUAAAGUACAAGUUUGCGUUUCUUGAUAGGAACAAGAAGUUGAUCUUCUUCUGCUUUUUUGAUUGUUAUCUCUGGACAAAGGUAAAGCCUGUACCCAUGGAAAUCACGAUCUUGUUAAAUAAAAUAAAGCUUGCUUAUAACAUUGGUCUUUCUGAUUCCUACAAGCAGGCCUUGAGUGAGUUUGCAUUAGCAAUAAAAGAAUCAGGUGAGCUUACUGAGAGCCAAAAAGGUGACUUUAAUAUAGAAGAAGAUGAUGAUGAUGAUGAUGAUGAUGACGAUGAUGACGACGACGAUAAUGAUGAUGACGACGACGAUAAUGAUGAUGACGACGACGAUAAUGAUGAUGACGACGACGAUGAGGAUGAUGAUGACGACGACGACGAUGAGGAUGACUAUGGGGAUGAUGAUGAAAGUGAUGAUGAGAGUGAUUAUGAUAGUGCAGAAGGUGAGGAUGAUGCUUUUGCUAAUGAAAAUGAAAGCGAUUCCUCUUUAUCUAUUUCUUUGGACGAUAACGAAUCCAUGCUAAGCAUGAAUACUCUGAAUCCUGGGAAAAUCGUCAAUGAACGACUUGAAGGCCAUUUGGAAGAUGAGUUUGGAAGAUUGAAAAUUGAAGCCGUUAAUAAUAGAGCUUCUGAUUCUUCUAAUUCAAGGCAAAGCUCUCUUCUGAACCCAAAGCUUCUUCUUACAAAAGCGAAGUUCAAAAAAUAUAAUGCCAGCUCAUCUAACGUUUCUGAAGCAGAAAAUUCAGACUCUUCGACUCUUACUGAUCGUGCAAAUUCAAUUGGUCCUUAUAAUAGAUCGGCCAAUAAUGGCUUGGUUGCUUCAACCAAUGGCAGUAAGUUUACUUUUCUUAGAAGGUCUGGGAACAAUGUGGAAGGCCAUGAUUUGGUUCUUCCAAACACGGCGAAAUUUGCACAAAAUUACAUCGAGCGUUUAGAAAAAAGCCAGAAAGAAAAAGAAGCCAUUAAAUCGAUAGUUCUGGAUAAGGUGAGGGCUAUGCAAUAG
Molecule: messenger RNA, 3300 nt
Organism: Brettanomyces bruxellensis
Lineage: Eukaryota; Fungi; Ascomycota; Pichiomycetes; Pichiales; Pichiaceae
Exons: 1
Coding region: 1-3300 (1099 amino acids)
Biological process (GO): nuclear-transcribed mRNA catabolic process, nonsense-mediated decay
Cellular component (GO): cytoplasm; exon-exon junction complex
Source: RefSeq, a predicted model, not a curated record